CAGGAAUUGUGUUCUGGCAACCUUCUCCAUGGAGGCUAUAGCAGCAGAAGGGAAUGGUACAAGGGCAGGAUCGGGUGGAUCUACGGUUCGGUGACGGAAUACCGGUGGCGCUCUGCCGUGAUGAGAACUGAUACUUGGUGCCUGUUUGUUGGUAACGAUUGGAUGUGUAAAGUUUAUGGUGUUCUACUUGUGGUAAUGACCAAGAUGGAGCAUUACUCUUUGGUUAGCUAUUAA
Messenger RNA from Ilex paraguariensis (yerba mate), 234 nucleotides. The record is from the annotation of a GenBank genome assembly. NCBI's taxonomy places the organism in Eukaryota, Viridiplantae, Streptophyta, Magnoliopsida, Aquifoliales, Aquifoliaceae.